Molecule: messenger RNA, 2055 nt
Organism: Penicillium angulare
Lineage: Eukaryota; Fungi; Ascomycota; Eurotiomycetes; Eurotiales; Aspergillaceae
Product: glycosyltransferase family 2 protein
Exons: 4
Coding region: 1-2055 (684 amino acids)
Source: RefSeq, a predicted model, not a curated record
AUGCGUUUCAUUAAUGAUGGGCUGAUUGCCGAAGAGAUAUUCGUUCCUGAAUCUCUUCUGACCUCAGUCCCGCUUAAAGACGGCUGGGGCCAAGAGGCUUCAAGGAGAUCAUCUCGUUACCAUCAACACAACAACCAAGUCGAAGAAAUUCACGUUCCUAAAAAAAGGCAGCCUACAACACGCAAGGCGCCCGAUGGGUUCUACAAAGUGGGCACUGGGCGGCAUCGACCAACAUCAACCCCAGCAGCAAAAGGUGAACCAGAUGAAAGGAUUCCAAUUAUCCUGGAUGGUGAAGGACAAAGUGGUAUCGAGUCACUUGGAGACAGGAAUACCUCUCUCCGCCCCCACUGGAGAAAGUCAAUCCAGCAUGAACAGCCUGGAGAAGUACACAGAGACUUUGAAGAUAGCAACUCGCGAACCUUACCUAACAACGGUACUCACUUGUCCCACCUGCCUGUCCACCAGCCCAGCAGUACAGCUACGAAGCCGCGGAAGAGCAGCCUGAUGAGCCUGUAUGACCGGACCAGCUUAGUCAAUAUCAAGCACCAACGCAAGUAUUGGCUCCGGCUACUUAUUGAGUACGGAGCUUACACAGCGCUUGCGGCUUUUGCUUAUCUUGUUCUUAUAGGGACUCCCUUGUGGAAAGGGGCCGUAUGCUGGCUGUAUUGGUUGAUGCAACGCAGGUUUGUCUUCUCAGGUGGCUGGGCAAUCGCGAUCGCUUUGCUUGUUUUCUAUUCCUUUACGCCACUCCUCAGGACUUUCGAAAAUGAUGCCCUCGGUCCGGACUAUUACCAGCAGCGCCGUAUUAUCCCGGAAGCCACAGAUACUGCUCUCCUAAUCCCGUGCUACAGGUCUGGACCUAUUAUUGGUCAGACUCUCAAAGCUGCUUUAAAAGUCUUCCCCGCCUCGCAUGUCUAUGUGAUCGCCAACGGCAACUCCUCAACUCCUCUCGACAACACCGAGGAAAUAUGUCGAGCCAAUGGGGUCAAUCAUAUCUGGUGCCCUGUCGGAUCCAAGAUUGUCGCUUUAUUCAUCGGCUGCUAUGCUGCCAAGAACUUCCGUUACACGCUCCUCAUUGAUGAUGACUGCAUCCUACCCGCCAAUUUCCCAGUUGUCGUGUCUCGGUUAACCGAUUCAGUCCGCUGUAUUGGAUACCCAAUCAAAUCUGUCAAUACCGAUCCAUCAAAGAGUUCAUAUUGCCAACAGGCUCAGGAUCUCGAGUACAAGCUAGCUGGUUUACAGCGCAGUUUUGCAGGACACAUCGGUAGUGCCACCUUUCCCCAUGGGGCUGUAUCUCUUUGGGAGAGAUCUUUUUUGAAAGAGGUUUUUCAGCACCAUCCCGGAUUUAAUAUCAGUGAAGAUUGGUUCUUGGGCAAUAGCUGCCGACGCUUAGGUGGCAGGAUUCAGAUGUGCACUGCUGUCUUUGUGGAGACAACCACACCAUCUGCUCUUUUGUUUGCCAAACGCAGCCACGGCAGGGGCGGCUUCGGUGAGAUGACCGUAUUCAAACAGCGAUUCCUGCGCUGGGGCUUCUUUACCACCAACGGAAUGUGGCACAAUUUGUCAUAUCUUCUAGGGUCCUGGAAGUUGGGUAAAUGGGAGGCCGGAACGAAGCUCUUCGUUUUUCAGGAGGUGUAUGAGACCGUCUUAUACUUGCUCUUUCCUUUCAUACUACCUGUUUCACUUCUUGUUCGACCAGGGUUCUGCAUCAUAAUGCUAGCGGCAACAUUAGGGCUAUAUAUGCUCAAUACCAUCAUAUUUAACGAAGUCCAUCUGCGAUUGAAAAAUGAGCGCGUCAGAUGGGAAGUCCUGUGGUACCAUAUACCCUACAAAGUGUUCGUUGUCCUUACGAACGUCACCAGCUGCUACUGGUCGCUAUUCAAAUAUGCCCGGUAUUUCGCAAGGCGACACCCUAAGCUCACGGAAGAUCACAAGGCGGUCGGGAUGGUGUUGAAACUGGAGAAGAUGACACAGAAUCGACAAGGAGAGCUCAGGGGACUGAGUAGAAGUAUGACGGCCAGGAAGGUUGGUGUACGUGAAGCAGGCAGCAGCUGA